GUUAGCAAAUGUUUUGUUCUAUGCCAGUGCAAUAGUCCAUUGCAAUCUUUUGAAUGUGUAGGGUAUUCACCAUUCAUUAAAGCCAGACAAAACUGAUGAAAUAAUAUGUUGGCUUAAUUGCGCCUUAAAUACAUUAUUGGGGAAAAUCAUCUAUCCAAACACUGUCCGCAACCGCUGCUCCGCUGAUGAAAUUCCUGUCCUGUUUAAGCACCUUGGAGAACUCCAACCCGGAACAGCAGCCCGGUGCUGUUUAUGGUGCGGACGCUAGGCUAGAAUUAGGCUGAGUGGAGGCUCGAGAAUACUUUGAUCCCUAUUAAUGUGAAAUCGUUAUGAACAGAAUAGACAUCUUUUUUAGGCUGAUGGGAAAACUGCGUCAAGCUAAGUCACAACCUCCUCCGUAAAUAGAAAUGCCUAUCGUGUUAGCAACAUUCCAGGCGUGCCAAUAGUACAUGGAUAGAGGAUAUGUUGUCGGCUAUUAUUGUGCUCAGAAUCCAACAAUCUCCUCGCUGUCAGGUUUGCUCCCCGCUGGAUUGGCUGUGGUGCCUGCCACUCAUGCGUCUUCAUGCCUUGCCGUGUCCCUUUGUAAACAGCAGUAGCAGCAGGCUUCGUUACACGGCUAAAUAUAUCUGCAUGGAUUUCUACAAAGGCAAGGGUAAAAGCCAGAACAAGUUACUGUGAAUAUAAAGAUCGCCGAUUUAAUUAUUUAUCAUCCACUCAGCGACGGAUCGCAAGGAGCAAAAGAGUCAAGGGCGCAUAAUGCCUUCUAACCCGAGUAGGGCCAGAGCCAGAGACCGUGGCAAUCUCCUGGGCAGACCAGAGUUCUUGUCCCUGAACCAACCUCUCCGCACCGGUAACACUGAGGGUCGCGGCACGGGCCGGCGAGGGGGACACACCAAGUCCCAGCAAAGCCAACCAUGGGAGUAUCAACCGGAACCUACCGACACCGCCAAAGAGCGCAAAGAUUCCGCAAAACUUCCCGAGGAGGACUGCAUGCUGCUCAAUCCGUCUUUCCGAGGGAUCGCGAUUAACUCUCUUCUUGCCAUUGAUAUUUGCUUAUCUAAAAGGCUGGGGGUGUGCGCCUACACCUCAUCAUCCUGGGGUAGUGUCCGCUCCAUGAUCACUCUGCUGGCUCUCACUGGACACGCCAUCACUUGGAUCUUCGGUACUCUUCUGUGUCUCACUAGAAGUAAUACGCAGGCGGGCCAAGAGGUCUUGAUCAAUCUCCUACUUGCUCUAGUACUAGACGUGAUGACAGUGGCCGGAGUGCAGAAGCUGGUGAAGCGCAAAGGACCAUGGGAGAUGAGUCCUGGCUUCCUGGACUGCAUGGCGAUGGACCUGUACUCCUUUCCCGGGGCCCACGCCAGCCGGGCAGCCAUGGUCUCCAAGUUCCUGCUGUCACACCUGGUUCUGGCGGUGCCACUGCGGAUCCUGCUGGUGCUGUGGGCCUUCCUGGUGGGCCUGUCGAGGGUUGUGCUGGGCCGGCACCACCUGACGGACAUGGCCUGCGGCUUCGCCCUGGGCCUGCUGCACUUCAGCCUGGUGGAGACCGUCUGGCUCUCCUCCAGCGCCUGCCAGACCAUCAUCUCCAUAGGGACACUCAGCUGGAGUCCAUUCAGCUAGGAGGCUGAUUGGUUGAUUCAUGGCUGUUGGUUGUUGGCUGAUUGGUUGAUUCAUGGCUGUUGGCUGAUUGGUUGAUUUACAGCUGUUGGCUGACUUUUGGUAAAGCCUGAUUAGGUCACUGAUGACUGGUAAAGUUGUCAGAAGAGACAGGUUGUCUGAACAGUGACUGUGAGAUGGGAUAUUGAGGAGGCAGAAAGAUAAGAUGAUAUUUGAAUCACAGCAACAGCAUUAGCUGCAGGUUUAGCUGUGAGAGUAAGGAUUACACAAACAGGAUUAUUUCAUUUAAGAUGAGAUCUUAGGAAAGGGCGUCCUCAUAGGCUCUCCACUCACCAACUGUCUGACCCUCUCCUCUAACUGAGCAGUCAGUACAGAACUGACUCUGCUGAAGGUUAGCUUUCUGUUUCUGAAGCGCCUCUUUUGGCGUCUCCUCUCUAACCAUCUGCUUCCUCCUCUGCUCUCACUUUCACUUCCCCCCUCCUUGUUUUGCUAACAGUCAGGUAUUGAGACACGCAGCCCUAAAUCCCGCCAGAAAUGCUAUCAAGAAUGACCCUUUUAGGCCAAAAUGCCAAGAGAACAGCGAAGAGUGUGAGGUUUAGAACACUAUUGUUGGAAGCCUAUCUUGAUGGCAGAUUUGUUCAUUUUACUCUGUUGUAUUAAACAUUUCAGCUUAAUGUACUGUAUAUAUAACUGUAAAUAUUACUCACCAUCAAAAUGAGACUGGCCAUUUCCUUUAGACAUGGUCAGAUUUAUAUUUCUGUUGCAGAUAUCUGUAGAACAGGGGUUGUAUAACAUCAUUUGUAGAAUUACAUCAGGCAUGUUUUUACAGGUAGCCCACCCACGUCAAACAGAGGAUAUAUCAGAACAACAUGACUGCAUUUGUCCACAGUAAAGGUGAAAUGGCUUUCUUCUGCUAAAGCAAUCAUUAGGUUAGCCAUGACUGGACUUCCAUCAUAGACUUAACUGCCAAAGCCUGCAGGCAUAGUUUCCACACUUAAUAUUUAUCUUCAAAAUGAAAUUCUCAGUUGACAGAAAAUGCCCAUCCAGAGACAACUUACACCAACACCCCCUGAGACCUGAAAAUGGAUCAGCACAUUUUCUCUAAAUAGGCUAUGAUAGCAUCACUAUCCAGUAGCCUACGGCAGAAGAGAAACGGAUUCUGGUGCUUAUACAGUAUUUUGUGCCUCUCUGCAUAUUUGUGUGUGUGUGUGUGUUUAUCUUUAUUUGUGUUUGUGUGUUGCGGAUUCAUACUUGCUAUCCGGUUCUCUGAUGAUGGUUUUAAGAUUAUUCAUAUUUGUUUUUAAGACACCAUGCUUGAUUGCCUUGUUUCCUACUCUCCGCCCUUUGCCACAUGAGGCAUGCUGCUCAACAUCACUGCAUUGGAUGUGGCAUGCUGCUCAACAUCACUGCAUUGGAUGUGGCAUGCUGCUCAACAUCACUGCAUUGGAUGUGGCAUGCUGCUCAACAUCACUGCAUUAGAUGUAAAACAGCGAGUCAGUGGCUAAGAAGCAGGGAGGCCAAAGAGGCUGCUGACUGUUGAGAAGAGAUCAGGUGACCGAGUCCACCUCUCUUCUGCUGAUAAACAUUACAGUUGUUUCCUUACAGGGCUGCUGUCCUUGAAAUGAGAACUGAAUGAAAUUACAUCUGAGCCUUUCUGCAGGAUGUGCUCAUCCUGGCGCUUAUCGUCUUUAUUUUAUAGGCUUUUUAGAUGAGUUUUAGUUGGAGCAAAUGAGCAUGAAUGGUUUGGGCUUUUGUGUCGUUUUUUUUAAUACCAUGUUAUUUGUGAGUUGGACUUGUAAAUAGUGAAAGGUGCUGUGUUGACAAAUGUUUUAUUUUUUGGCAUAAGUUGAUAUUUUUUCUCUCUCUGUUGCGAAGUGUCCAAUGCUCAAAUGCCUGCAUGAUAUUCUGAAAAGUAUUUCUCAGUGAUUUUUUUUUCCUUUUUAAAAUGAAAUCUAAUUUGAAUGUCAUAGACUGCUCCCGGUCACCAGCAAAACAUUCAAGUCAAUGCCACUGCGUAGUUAAAGACCCCGUCAUUCUUUAUUUGACUGAUUGAAUCUUGUAUUAUGGCCUGGAGGGAAAGCUUUUCAAUCUUUGACUGACAAAAGCUAAAACUGUAGAUCACUCUGUGAGGUUCAGUUGUAUCCGUCUGAUGCCAAUUAAAAGCUGCAGUGGACCUUGUAAUGGUCUCCACGUGAAACCAAACUAUUGCAGGUGUGACAACAGACAAACAGGGAUUUUUUUUUUGUAAUGUUUAAUUCAUCAAUGUAUUGUGAAUGAAAUUCAGUCUACAUGAUUCUUCAUGAAUAAUAAACUAAUAGAAAGUGUGGUGUCUCUCAACAUUUCAUAAGUCUUUGCACAAGCAAGACUCCAGUCUCCAGAAGUAGAAAAUCACAAUUUAAGACCACUGAGCCUUUUGAGCAUUUAUUCCUGCUAGUUUAAGCAGAAUGUACCAAUUUCGUAAUGUAAUCCUCAUCACUGGGAUGCCGAAAUCAUAUUUCUCCACUUAACUGCUUGAGCAAACCCAAAAAGAACAUCAAUCAAUCAAACAAACAAACAAACAAACAUCAAUUCAGAAAAAUCUAAAUUCUUUGGCAAACCAAAGUGUGCCAGGCCAGAGCUCUCCCAUGCGUGACUUGUUUAAACGCGACGAAGCUGUGAGGAAUUCAUUCCAUCUGGG
Messenger RNA from Clupea harengus (Atlantic herring), 4294 nucleotides. It is a transcript of the gene plpp7, whose product is annotated as phospholipid phosphatase 7 (inactive). Gene Ontology annotation, cellular component: nuclear envelope. The record is from RefSeq and is a predicted model, not a curated record. NCBI's taxonomy places the organism in Eukaryota, Metazoa, Chordata, Actinopteri, Clupeiformes, Clupeidae. Gene Ontology annotation, molecular function: sphingosine-1-phosphate phosphatase activity.